Molecule: messenger RNA, 159 nt
Organism: Loa loa (African eye worm)
Lineage: Eukaryota; Metazoa; Nematoda; Chromadorea; Rhabditida; Onchocercidae
Exons: 2
Coding region: 1-159 (52 amino acids)
Biological process (GO): protein dephosphorylation
Molecular function (GO): protein tyrosine phosphatase activity
Source: RefSeq, a predicted model, not a curated record
AUGUUGCACAAAUAUUACGGAAGAAAACCAAUAAUCGUUCAUUGCAGCGCUGGCAUUGGAAGGACGGGAUCUUUUGUUGCCGUUGAGCUGGCGAUGGCGAAACUGCGCAAAAAUGAAACUUGCAUUGUUGUGGAUAUAACCAGGAAGCUGCGAGAAUAA